GCCCAGAGAGGCAGGCUAGGGAGGGCGGGAGGGAGGGAGCGGGAGCAAAAGAGGAGGAGGAGGAGGAGGACCCGGGAGGAGGUGGCGGCGCGGGAGGAGGAGGAGGAGGGGCGCCGCCGCCAAGCCACUAGCCCCGGCUCCAACGCGCUCCUCUCCAGAUACUCCGGGAGCUCCGGCCGCGCGGAUAGCGCGCCCCCGCCGCUCUGCCCCCAAACUUAGGCUGCAGCUCCAUUUCAAGCCAUCGAAUUUAUUCCUCCAAAUCAGGAACUGAACAGCGACGCGGGAGGGAGUCCGCGAAGGAGUAAAACCACAGCCGGUCGAGAAGAGCUCCCGAGAGCCGCCUUUCCGAAGCACGAACUCCGUGUCGGGAGUGCAGAAACCAACAAGUGAGAAGGCGCCGCGUUCCCGGGGCGCAGCGCGGGCCGCCGGAGCAGGCGCAGGAGCAGAUAGCGAGCGCCUCCGAGCCCCAAGCCUCAGCCCCCGAGCCCAAGCCGCGGUCGCUGCGGCUGUUCGGCUCCCUCUGCGCGGGCUGUGCCUAGAGCUGGACAAGAGGCUUCGUUUCGCCCUCGUUGCAAGCUGCGGCUGGGAGCAGCCGGUCCCAGGGGAAUAUGCAGCGUGCGUGGAUCUUGCUCACCUUAGGCUUGGUGGCCUGCGUGUCGGCGGAGUCGAGAGCAGAGCUGACAUCUGAUAAAGACAUGUACCUUGACAACAGCUCCAUUGAAGAAGCUUCGGGAGUGUAUCCUAUUGAUGAUGACGACUAUGCUUCUGCAUCCGGCUCGGGAGGCGAUGAGGACAUAGAGAGUCCAGAGUUGACGACAUCUCGACCUCUUCCAAAGAUUCCCUUCACGAGCACUGCUCCCAAAGUGGAAACCACGACGCUGAAGACACAGAAAAAGAUGCCUGCGCAGACCAAGUCACCUGAAGAAAUUAAUAAGGAAGAAGUUCAGAACUCUGACUCAAAAAGGAAAGUGGACUCUACUGAUGAGAAUACAAAUGUGUACACUGAGAAGCACUCAGACAAUCUGUUUAAACGGACAGAAGUCCUAGCAGCUGUCAUUGCUGGUGGAGUUAUUGGCUUUCUCUUUGCGAUUUUCCUUAUCCUGCUGUUGGUGUACCGCAUGAGAAAGAAGGACGAAGGAAGCUAUGAUCUUGGGGAACGCAAACCAUCCAGUGCUGCUUAUCAGAAGGCACCUACUAAGGAGUUUUACGCAUAAAACUCACACUUUAGUGUCUCUAUUUAUGAGAUCACUGAACUUUUCAAAAUAAAGCUUUUGCAUAGAAUAAUGAAGAUCUUUGUUUUUUGGGUUUUUUUUGUUAUUUUUCAUUGAAGAGCCAUUCUGGCACUUUAAUGACAAAAUCCCAUUGUAUUUAAAACUUUUCAUGUAUUUCUUUAGAACAACGUAAAAUUAAAAUUUAACAUCUGCAGUGUUCUGUGAAUAGCAGUGGCAAAAUAUUAUGUUAUGGAAACCCUGGAUGUUCAUAGAAUUGGUUUAAACUUUUAUGCGCAAAUGCAAAAUGAUUGUUUUUAACCUAUGGUUCGAAGAUAAAAGCUGUGUCAUUUGUGUCAGCAUGUCUCAGAUGGACCUUACCAAGUUGGUCUUACUUUUGUUAAUUUAUCUGUUGUACCCUCUUCUCUGCCCUCUCCUCUUGUCCCCUUAAAAACCAAACCAAACCCUAUGCCUUUUGUAGCUGUCAUGGUGCAAUUUGUCUUUGGAUGAUUCAAAUAAUGGUAACUUAGUGUACAUGUGAUUUUUCAAAUAAUGUAAACUUUAACCUCCACUUUGUAUAAAUCUUUAAAUGUCAGACUAUCCAUUUUACACUUGCUUUAUUUUUCAUUACCUGUAGGUUCAGGCAGAUUUGCAACAGCAAGUUAAUGUGUAAAAUUGGAUUAUUACUACAAAACUGUUUAGUCCUAUCUAUCUAAUCAGAUCUUCUUCUGGGAGGAUUUGAUGUGAAUUACUGACAAGCCUCAGCAAACCCAAAGAUGCUUAACAGUAUUUUGAGAAGUUGCUGCAAAUUUCUUUGGCCACUGUAUUUGUUAAUUUCUUGCAAUUUGAAGGUACGAGGAGGGGUUUAAAGAAAAAAAAAUCAGUUUUUGUUCUUAAAAAUGCAUUUAAGUUGUAAACAUCUUUUUAAGCCUUUGAAGUGCCUAUGAUUCUAUGUAACUCGUCGCAGACUGGUGUUAAUGAGUAUAUAUAACAGUUUAAAAAAGUUGGUAUUUUAUAAGCACAGACAAUUCUAAUGGUAACUUUUGUAGUCUUAUGAAUAGACAUAAAUUGUAAUUUGGGAACAUAAAAACUACUGAAUAAAUCAUGUGGCCUAAUAUUGAAAAUGUCACUGUUAUAAAUUCUGUACAUUUUCGAUCAAAUGUACAUCUCCCCUUUGCUAACAACCGUCUGCUCUCAAGGAUGACGUGGGUUUGAUUUCUAAGUGUUUCCACAGUAUCUGUAAAUCAAGACCAAAGAGCCUGUCAAUGAGCUAUUUAUUACCAAAUUUACUUCUGAAUUGGCCAGAGGAAAUCUGAAUGUAUGAUCCUGUGUGUGUCUGGGUACUGAUACUAGAAGGCUGCCAGGGAAUUUUGACGUUUGCAACCUUUAUAGAAUAGAUAAUGGCAGUACUGAGACAGAUGCAUAACUUUUAAGACUGUAAAUUCCAAAGAACCAAAGGGGGCUUUCUGGAAGGAGGUGUCUCAGGCUUAGUCCUAUAGAUUGACUUACCUUUGAAACUAUUCCUGAAGCUUAACAGAAGAGCCAGUAUACAGAACACCACAGGUCACUAUAUGGAAGGAGGGAAGGGCAGAGAGGCCUUGCGUGUUACAAUGAGGACCCUGCUGCUCAGGAUUGAAGUUGCUCAAGUGACACUUGAGGAUGUGAAGGUCUGAGGGUGCCCUGUCUGGUACUUACUGUACUGAACAUUUCCUUUUCCUAUUUUAUCAUUCAUUUUGUUUUAAACUGAGUUAUGGAAGUGGGAAGAAGACAGAAAACAAGUGAUUUUUUUUCCAACAUAUAACUUACUUUAUUUAAUAAAGUUCGAAUGAUUCAUUUAGAGAACAUUCCCUGGAAUUGCCACAGAACUCACUCUAAUUUUUUUUUUGGUUUUGUUUUUAAAGCUACACUUAGAACAGUGUUUGCCUAAAUCUUUAAUGGCCUUAAUUCUCAAAUGCCUGCCCCAUCACUUCCAGACUCAGUUAACUUUGCUUAGAGUGAUUAAAAGGAAAUGAUAGGCCCUUCUCAAGCCACACAGUCCCCCUCAAUCACAGAGAUUAAGAAUGCAGUGGGUAUACCUCUCAAUGUGCAAAGCAGAGUGAAAUUCUAUUCAUAGAAAACUUGCUUGGAAUAUCCGUGCCAGGAAAAGAAAUUUUCUGGCAAAUAUUUUGUCACUGCUGUAAAGCAAAAUAUUUGUUAAAGUGCCAAAAUAAAGUCUGUCAUGGCGAAAGUAAA
Molecule: messenger RNA, 3440 nt
Organism: Marmota flaviventris (yellow-bellied marmot)
Lineage: Eukaryota; Metazoa; Chordata; Mammalia; Rodentia; Sciuridae
Gene: Sdc2
Product: syndecan 2
Biological process (GO): dendrite morphogenesis; cell migration
Cellular component (GO): cell surface; membrane
Source: RefSeq, a predicted model, not a curated record